CACUGGAUUAACACCGUUUCCAGCUGCUCUUAGAGAUGCCUGCUUAUCUCACAGGAGUUUACCUUCUGCUGGUAUUUCUAAACAUUUCUUCAGGGUCUCGUCUUCGCCAGGAAGACUUCCCUCCCCGCAUUGUGGAACACCCUUCUGACCUCAUUGUGUCCAAAGGGGAGCCAGCCACUCUGAACUGUAAGGCAGAGGGCCGUCCGCCGCCUACGGUGGAAUGGUACAAAGAUGGGGAGCGUGUUGAGACGGAUCGGGAAAAUCCCCGUUCCCACCGUAUGCUGCUUCCCAGUGGGUCCCUCUUCUUCCUGCGUAUCGUCCAUGGACGACGGAGCAAGCCAGACGAUGGCAGCUACGUGUGUGUGGCCCGAAACUAUCUGGGCCAGGCGAUCAGUCACAAUGCUUCUCUGGAAGUAGCCAUCUUACGUGACGAAUUUAGGCAGAAUCCUGUUGACGUUAUGGUCGCAGUGGGUGAGCCUGCGGUCCUGGAGUGCCAGCCACCCCGUGGACACCCCGAGCCCACAAUCUCCUGGAGGAAAGAUGGCUCCAACUUAGAUGACAGAGAUGAACGCAUAACAAUUCGGAGUGGCAAACUAAUGAUCACCAACACUAGGAAGAGUGAUGCAGGGAAAUACAUCUGCGUUGGAACCAACAUGGUGGGAGAGAGGGAGAGUGAGAUUGCCGAACUCACGGUGCUUGAGCGUCCGACCUUUGUGAAGCGGCCCAGCAGUGUAGUGGUGCUGGCAGAGGAGAGUGUGGAGUUCAGCUGUGUUGUCCAAGGAGACCCUGUUCCCACUGUCCGCUGGAGGAGAGAUGAUUCUGACCUGCCUAAGGGCAGAUUUGAAAUCCUAGAGGACCAUACCUUGAUUGUUCGCCAAGUGACCUCUGCAGACGAAGGCUCUUAUACAUGUGUGGUGGAGAACAUGGUUGGGAAGUCUGAAGCGUCUGCCACGCUCACUGUACAUGUCAAUACUGUGCCCCCGGCUUUUGCCAUUCGUCCCAGGAACCAGGUGGUGGCAGUGGGCAGGACGGUCACCUUCCAAUGUGAGGCUACUGGCAACCCGCAGCCUGCUAUUUUCUGGCAGAGGGAGGGCAGUGAGAGUCUUCUCUUCUCCUACCAGCCACCGCAGCCCUUUAGCCGGCUGUCCGUCUCCCAGAUGGGCAGUUUGACCAUUACCAAUGUUCAACGUACUGAUGGCGGCUUUUAUAGCUGCCAGGCUCUUAACAUCGCUGGCAGCGUUAUUACCAAAGCGCUGCUGGAGGUUACAGACUCUGGGUCAGACCACCCUCCUCCUGUCAUUAGACAGGGUCCGGUCAAUCAGACUGUUUCUGUAGACAGCACAGUAACCCUGGGUUGCCAAAGUGUUGGCACUCCAACGCCUGCCGUUCACUGGAAGAAAGAUGGUGUGGUGGUGUCUCCUGUGGACUCCCGUAUGUCGCUAACAGAAACAGGAUUGCUGAAGAUUCACUAUGCUAAGCUGGGAGAUACAGGUUUCUACACCUGCGUUGCUUCUAAUUCCAAUGGAGAGGCUUCUCGGACAGCGUACUUGCAAGUUGAAGAGUUUGGAGUUGUUGUCCAGUCUGGUCAUCCCUCAGACCCUAGCCUGAUUCCCAGUGUUCCAUCUAAACCUGAGGUGACUGACAUCAGCCGUACCUCUGUCACUCUAUCAUGGAAAUCUGGCCCCAGUGGUGCUGCACCACCCACCUCUUACCUGAUUGAGGCAUUCAGUUACACAUUAGGCAGCAGAUGGGUGACCCUGGCAGAGCAUGUGAAGGCGCAGACCUUUGUCCUGAGAAACCUGAAGCCUGGAACUGUAUACCUCUUUAUGGUCAGAGCAGUGAAUUCUUAUGGCCUGAGUGACCCCAGUCCAAUCUCUGACUCCAUCAGAACACAGGACAGCACUGCCACUAUGCAGGGAGUGGAUCAUCGUCACAUCCAGAGAGAACUGGCAGAUGUUGUUAUCCACCUGCGCACGCCAACUGUCCUUUCGUCUUCCGCAGUCAGAGUGCAGUGGACGGUUGAGCAGCAGUCCCCGUACAUCCAGGGUUACAAGGUUCUCUACAGGGCGUCUGCUGAGCAUGGCCAACCAGACGGGCAGUGGAUUGUCCAGGAGUUACGUGCCCCACUUGAGGACGGGGUGGUGAUCAGUCAGCUGAAGAAGGGAUCCAUCUACGAGUUCAAAGUGCGUCCCUUCUUUGACGAGUUCCAGGGAACUGACAGUGAGGUGAAGGUGGUCAGGACACUGGAAGAAGCCCCAAGUAGAGCACCCCAGGGAGUGACAGUCACAAAGACUGAGGCCAAUGGCACUGCCAUUCUCGUUUCCUGGAAACCUCCUCCAAAUGCAGAAGAGGCUGGACUCAUUCAGGAAUACAAGAUCUGGUGCCUGGGUAAUGAGAGUCGCUACCAUGUAAACCAGUCAGUGGAUGGCUCCACCUUCUCCGUGCUCAUUUCCAGUCUGGCACCGGGGAUUCGCUACAGUGUGGUGGUUGCAGCUAGCAAUGGUGCUGGACCUGGAGUACAGAGUGACGUUGCUUUCUUUCAGUUAGACUCUGCAGGCCAGAUGAUGGAUAUCAGCGAGGAAAGAGACACAUUGUCUCAGAUCUCAGAUGUGGUAAAGCAGCCCGCAUUUAUCGCUGGCAUUGGUGCCACCUGCUGGUUGGUUCUCAUGAUUUUCAGCGUGUGGCUGUACCGUCACCGCAAGAAAAGAAGCGGCCUCAGCAGCACAUACACUGGCAUCCGCAAGGUUCCCUCAUUCACCUUUACACCUACAGUUGCAUAUCAAAGAGGAGAAUCAGCAUGCAGUGCUGGCAGACCUGGCCUUCUCAGCAUGGGUGAACCCCUAAACCAGCUGUGGCUGCCAGACAGUUGGCCAAAUGCAUGUGCCAAUCAUAAGGACUGUAGCAUCAACUGCUGCAAUAAUGGCAAUGGCACUAGUGACAGUAACAUGACAACAUACAGCCGACCAGCCGACUGCAUAGCCAACUAUGGAAACCACCCAGAAAACAAACAGGAGGGACAGCUUGGGUCUGAGACAGCCAUAUACAGUGAUGUGAAUCUCUCCAACAAACUCAAUGAGAUUAAAACAUUCAACAACUCCAACUUGUGCUAUGCAAGUCCAGGAGGGGAUUCAGCAGCCACAUAUGAGCCUAUUCCAUAUGCCACCACGCAGCUCAUUCAGGCCAGCAUUAAGAAUAAGGCAGCCUCUGGCGGCUCAAUAGCAGAGCCUCUGGAUAUACCCUGCUGGAAACAGCCCCCCAAUUUGCCUCCAAUACCAAAGGAGAUGGCAGCACAGAUGCAAUACAACUUGACUGAACAAAAAAGUAAUGAUCAUUUGCAAGGAGUAGAAGGAAUGAUUCAUCCUAAAGCUAUCCCCUACAACCAGACCCGAGAUCACAGCACAGGUGGCUCACACCACAGUUCAGACAGAGGCAGCAACAGCACCUCAGGGAGUCAAAAUCAAAAGAAGGGAGUACGGGUCCCAAAGAUCCCAAAACAUAAUGCAGUAAGCUGGGGAGAAGCCCUAUCUCCUCCUCAUGUUAAUGCCUGGGACUGUGAUGAAUACAGCCUUCCCAUGGAAAGAAGUUUUAAUCCAGAAGAGAGAACUGAAGGCUGUCCAACUCCACCAGUUAGAGGGCCAGUCUCAUCCUCUACUGAAGUAUCUUAUAAUCACCCACCUAUCACACCAUCACAGGGAGACCUGACUAAUGGCCUACACAAUCCAGCAGAACAUCUCAGUCAACACGUCACAAGCAACCCUCGCCCUCUUUCCCCAACACAUACCUACAGCUCAAUACCCCUCUGCGUGGAUACUGAUGUACAGGAAGAGAAUGAUGAAGAUUUGGAGGAGGAAACAGAUGCAGAGCUCACUGAAAGUCAUUACAGCCAAGACCACAACCACGAGAAGCACAAACACCAGCUGCACCACCAGUCCCCACACAAGCAGCUGCUGCAUGGACUGGACCAGACCCCGGCCUCCAGCACUGGAGAUCUGGACAGAUCAGUCACAGGGUCUAUGGUUAACAGCUGGGGCUCAGCAUCUGAGGACAACAUCUCAUCAGGCAGGUCCAGUGUGGUCAGCACUUCAGAAGGAUCCUUCUUUACAGAUGGAGAUUUCAACCAGGCAGUAGCCUCAUCGCGGGAUAUUGUUGGCCUGCGCAUGUGCAGAUACCCAGAGGAGUCAGGGCGGCGGCAGCAGCGACCCAGCAGUCCCAUGUCCACAGAUAGCAACAUGAGUCCUGCAAUAACACAUAAAAGGCCCAGGCGACAUAAACAGAACCAAUCUGCUCCACAGGGUUACCAGCCCAAAGACAUCUUCAGUGAUGACACUUGUAUGCCUCUGGAUUUCACCAGCCAGAUGUCCCAUGGUGACUAUAAAGUGAGGGGGGCCACGCUGCCUCGGAUGGGCCCUGGGGAGGCCCGGGGUAGACGAGGCAGCACUGGGACUCACAGGGUCAAAGAGGCUACAGUUGAGGAAAGAGAGAGCCAGGAGAAGCACAAGAUUCCAUUAGCAGGAAAAGGAAGCAGCAAAAACCGACAGCACUCUGAAUUUGGGGACAUUCUUCUGUACAGUCGUCCCUCUUUCCCAUCAGGACAAACUCAGACAGUGCCAAAUGAGUCUAAUUCAUCCAAAUUUGCAUCAUCUGGAGACUCAAGGACUAAACAGGGUGGACAGGUGGCACCUUUGGGACAGGUGGAAGAGUUCCUGAAAAGCUAAGAAGCAAUGUGAGCUCAACAGGAAUAUCCUAUUGUUGCUUCAGACAAAGGACUACAACCUUUAAAAAAGUGGAAAAGACUCCAAAAAUACUGCACAAUAUAAGUUUUUUUAAAAGUCAGAUUUCUCAUUAAGUGUUGGAAAAAAAGGAAAAAAGUGCUCUCAUCUUUAAGUCACUAGACUUUUAUUUGAUGCACUGUUUAUUGUUUGCUUUCUUUUGCUGACCAGACUCCAGGACACUGACCUGUUGGAGGCUGGCUCUAGUAAUAUAAAUGCACAUUUGAUGGCAGUUGUGAGUGUCUACAAAAGUAUUGUCCACAAUGACUGCUUGAUGCGGUCCAGUAUGAUCUUUGUUUGUCAGUUGUCUUGUUACUUUGCUAUAAUUGAUAUACAGUCAUUACCUGCCAUCUUGUAAAUUGUUUACU
Pelmatolapia mariae (spotted tilapia) is the source of this 5137-nucleotide messenger RNA. RefSeq names its product roundabout homolog 1-like. Bases 36 to 4715 code for a protein of 1559 amino acids. NCBI's taxonomy places the organism in Eukaryota, Metazoa, Chordata, Actinopteri, Cichliformes, Cichlidae. Gene Ontology annotation, biological process: cell-cell adhesion. The transcript is spliced from 30 exons. Gene Ontology annotation, molecular function: protein binding. The record is from RefSeq and is a predicted model, not a curated record.